Messenger RNA from Coccomyxa subellipsoidea C-169, 777 nucleotides. RefSeq lists its product as hypothetical. The coding region runs from base 12 to 644 and encodes 210 amino acids. Gene Ontology annotation, cellular component: membrane; cytoplasm. The transcript has 7 exons. The record is from RefSeq and is a predicted model, not a curated record. NCBI's taxonomy places the organism in Eukaryota, Viridiplantae, Chlorophyta, Trebouxiophyceae, Coccomyxaceae.
AACCGAGCUAGAUGGGAGGAACAGAGACCACCAGGGGCUCGACAGCUGCCCCUUCUGCCCGCAGCAGUCGGGAUCGGAAGGACAGGCCCAGCGUUCUGGUGCUCGCAUGGGACAGGUACUUGAGGCAGCUGGAGAGGAAUCCGCUGAGAACAAAGGCGAUUACUUCUUCUGUCAUAGCUGGCUUCAGUGAUGUCGUGGCUCAAAGGAUGAUAUGGAAAGGGCCGCUGAACUGGCGGAGGACAGCUGCUCUGGCGGUGUUUGGGCUGGUGUGGAGUGGGCCAGCCAACCAUUACUGGCAAGCCUUUCUGGAGCGCAUCUUCCGCGGCAAGAGGGAUGCAGCAACGCUGUGCAAGAAGGUGCUGCUGGAUCAGCUAAGCUAUGGGCCGCUCAACAACGCCCUGCUGAUGACCUACAUUGCGUUCAUCGUUGAAGGUCGGUCCUGGGACUUCACAAGGGCAAAGCUGUUCAUCGACUUUGCCAGAGUCCAGAAGAAUGGCUGGCGGCUGUGGCCCCUCGCAUCAUUCAUCAACUACAGAUUUGUGCCGCUGCGCCUGCGCGUGCUCUUCGUCAAUGUGGUUGCCUUCUUCUGGUCAACCUUCAUGAUCCUGAGAUCCCGCACAUCCCUUGUGGCAAUCAGGAGAUGAGCGUUAUUUGCACUUAGAAAUUGGUUCUAUUUCAGAUGACUUGUUCAUCUCUUCUGAUGUACUUGAAAGAGAGCACUUGCAGCUCUUGUGGGUUUGGGGCCCAGAUACUAUCAUAGUAUGGGAGCCGCUGUAC